Microthlaspi erraticum is the source of this 261-nucleotide messenger RNA. The record is from the annotation of a GenBank genome assembly. Lineage: Eukaryota; Viridiplantae; Streptophyta; Magnoliopsida; Brassicales; Brassicaceae.
AUGAAGAAGUGGGCGUCACUGAAGAAGAAGAAGCAGCAACAAGACAAGGAAGAUGUAACGGCGAAAGAAACACAGACAUGGCGGCGAUUAAGGAACUUGUUUUCAACGUCGUCGUCUUUGUCGUCCAAGUGGAAGCGAGUGGAGAUACUUCAGAUUGAGAUAGUAGACGGAGUGGUUUUCAAGGUCAUGUAUGUAGUCGAAGCUCUCGUUCUCGUUUCGACUCUCUGCUUCUUCUACCUCUUUUGUGGAUGCCACAUCUGA